Malassezia restricta is the source of this 1203-nucleotide messenger RNA. Its product is annotated as zinc finger protein. The transcript has a single exon. Bases 1 to 1203 code for a protein of 400 amino acids. Lineage: Eukaryota; Fungi; Basidiomycota; Malasseziomycetes; Malasseziales; Malasseziaceae. The record is from RefSeq and is a predicted model, not a curated record.
AUGUCGGUGGCGGAUUUGUACCACAUCCGCCGAGCGAUUCGGCGCGACGCCGGGGUCGGGUACGUGCCUGCAUCGCUCUCGCGGCAGGGCCGAGCCCGACUCUGUGGCCUCUGCUUCACGUCCGAGGCGUCCUAUACGUGUCCUCGAUGCCAUGUCCCGUACUGCUCGCUACCGUGUUAUCGAUCCCAUGCCUGUAGUGCUGCCUUGGCCGAGCGUACCGCGCGCUCUCUCUCUCAAGAAGAUGUGCGUGUGGAUGAGGCCGAGCGUGCCAAGACCCUCGAGCUACUGUGGCGACUCGAGACGGGCGAGGGCGUCGCCGAGGAUGAUGAGCCGUCCGACGACGAUGAUACCCCCGAGCAUCUUUUGCGAAAGCUAACGGUAGCUGAGCGUGAUCAGUUCGCCCAGCUCCUGCAGAAUCCAGAAAAGGCGGCCAAGAUGUACUUUCACGACGGAGCGCAGGUCUUGUGGUGGCAGGCGGAUACGGUCGUAGCGCCUGUCAGCCUACCAUGGAACGAAGGCUGUGCCCGCACCCCGAUCGACUUGCGCUUCCACGUACUCUAUGUGUGCCUCGCGUAUACCUAUGUUCUGCGGCACUUUGGCAUAUCGAGUCUGGCGUGCGUGGGCGACGAAUAUCAGGCAUGCCGGCAAAUGCUGAUGGACUUGGUGCCAUUUUUCGCUCCCAAGCAUAGUCGCAUGACACUGCACUCAGCGCAAGAGGCGAGUCUCUAUUUUCUGCAGAUGGUGGGUCUGACGAGGCAGGAGCCCUUGCCCCUGCUGCUAUCGCUCCUGCGCUCGGUGGCGGAUCUUGUCCAGCCCCGCGCGGUCCACGAGGUCGAUCAAGCACCGUUCGCCUACACGCUAUGGGCGCUCGCUGAUAUGCAUGCGCUGUUGCGAAACCAGGUCUUGCCGGCGAAAAAGCUGGCCUUUUACGCGGCGUGUGUGCACCCAGGCGGGGCAGCCGACGUCGCCUCUCUGCAUGCACGCAUCGAAGCUUAUAUCGCGCGUCUCGAACGCGAGCAGGACGAGCGAGUGCAUGCUGAGCACGUCGCGAAUGCGCAUGCGUAUGUCGAGCGCAUGGAUCCCCGAGCGCAGCCCAAGCCACGCAGGGAGGGGCUAAGCGAAACGCACGUUGGCCGCGCCACCCGUGCGUUGGAUCCGCAAGAGCUUCUUGGCCACAAGGCCAUAGACGGCGCGCGUCGCUAA